UUUAAAAUACAUUUUCAGUUUCUUGAAGAAAAAGCAAUUAUAAAAGAACUGAAUUACACCAAGUUAGAGUGUACAAAACAUCAUUCCUUCUUGGAAUACAAAGUCUGGAGCUGUUGCCCAAAGGACUGGAAGCCAUUUAGUUCCCACUGCUACAUUCCUACGGUUGACACUGCAUCUUACAGCGAGAGUGAGGAGAAGUGCUCCAGCAUGGGUGCUCAUCUGAUGGUGAUCCACAGCCAGGAAGAGCAGGAUUUCAUCACCAAUAUCCUGGAUCCUAAAGCUGCUUAUUAUAUUGGGCUUUUGGAUCCAGGUCAUCGACAGUGGCGAUGGGUUGAUCAGACACCAUACAAUAAAAGUGUCACGUUCUGGCACACAGGUGAGCCCAGCAGUGACCACGAUCGAUGUGUUAUAGUACAUGUUCCAUAUUCUGUUUGGGGCUGGAAUGACAUUCCUUGCAGUGAAAACCAGAAGUCAGUUUGUCAGGUGAAGAAAAUAUACUUAUGAAUCAAACAUUCUUCAUGGACAUGGGAUUGCCUGUUUAUCCACCAU
Onychomys torridus (southern grasshopper mouse) is the source of this 549-nucleotide messenger RNA. Its product is annotated as C-type lectin domain family 4 member A-like. The transcript has 4 exons. Lineage: Eukaryota; Metazoa; Chordata; Mammalia; Rodentia; Cricetidae. The annotation marks the transcript as partial. The record is from RefSeq and is a predicted model, not a curated record.